AAAAACUCCAUUACUGUGUUGAGAUAGAACUCAGAGAAGAGAAAAUCUCUGGAGCUGCUAUUAAAGAAACAGAGAGACGGUGUGAUCCAAGAAUGGAUAAAGUGAAGCGAGUUUCUUGGGUGUUUUCAUGGAGGCAUUUGCUGCUCUUGUCGCUUACACUGAAUGUGAGUUUACUCAGUAGAUUUAUAUACGAGCGAGGAAUCGAAAUAGAAACUGAUCAUCAUCAGAGACUUCACCAAGAACUGUGUUUCCAGAAGGAGGUGAACACGAGAGAGGCGGCUAUGUGUGGCGUUUCAGAGCAGGAGGCGCAAGUUAGCAGAAGCAGCACCAGUUCAAGUUCGCGCGCACAGGCGGCAGACGGCGGGAAACAGGUUAUAAACCUAGAUCAUGGGGAUCCGACGAUGUUCGAAGAAUACUGGAGAAGGACGGGAGAGAAGAGCAAGAUCGUGAUAAGAGGUUGGGAUUCAAUGAGUUACUUCUCGGAGUUGAAUAACCUGUGCUGGUUCCUGGAGCCAGAAUUCGCCAAACAGAUUACCAGAUUCCACCGAUCGGUCGGGAAUGCCGUGACCCAUGAUCGUCACAUCGUGGUGGGGACGGGUUCCACCCAGCUAUUCCAAGCUGCACUUUAUGCUAUUUCUCUUCUUCCUCCUCAUGCGUCUCCUCAGAAGCCCAUCAGCGUUGUCUCCGCUAUUCCCUACUACUCGCCAUACCCAUCAUUGACAGACUACUUGAAGUCAGGACUCUAUAAAUGGGACGGAGACGCUUAUAAUUUCACUAAAGAUGAACCUUACAUAGAACUUGUUACUUCUCCGAACAACCCUGAUGGCUUUAUAAGACAACCAGUGGUUAACAGGAGUAGAGGGACAGUGGUAUAUGACCUUGCUUACUAUUGGCCACAAUACACUCCAAUUACAACUUCUGCAGAUCAUGACCUCAUGCUUUUCACCUUCUCCAAAAUCACUGGCCAUGCCGGGACACGCAUUGGGUGGGCUCUUGUCAAGGAUAAGGAGGUGGCCAAAAAGAUGACUGAAUUUAUAGUACUCAAUACCAUAGGUGUAUCAAAGGACUCUCAACUCCGGGCUGCAAAAAUCCUCCAAGUAAUAUCAGAUAGUAAUGAACAUAUGGGCUUUCCUGAGGAUUCCGAUAGCUUCUUCUUGUAUGCUUACCAUCAGAUGACUCAGAGAUGGGAACGGCUGAGAGAUGUAGUCAGACGCAGUGGUCUGUUCAGUCUUCCUGAGUUCUCACCACAAUUCUGCAACUAUAUUGGUGGAUUCACUGAACCCCAUCCUGCUUUUGCAUGGUUGAAAUGUGAGGGGGAUAUAGAAGACUGUGAAAGCUUUCUAAGAGAGCAUAAAAUCAUCACGAGAGGUGGGAGACACUUCGGUAUGGAGGCAAAGUAUGUCAGGAUUAGCAUGUUGGAUCGAGAUGAGAAAUUUAAUCUCUUUGUGGAGAGGUUGUCAAACAUCAGUUUAUGACAAGGUCUUAAUAGAUUUGAGAAUGAGGAUAUGGGUUAAAUCGAAGAUCAGAGCCUGAUUGUUGUGCUUGGGUCCUUCACGAUCUGAAGGAAGCAUCAAACUGUCUUGGGAAAAAGGUUAUGAA
Molecule: messenger RNA, 1599 nt
Organism: Telopea speciosissima
Lineage: Eukaryota; Viridiplantae; Streptophyta; Magnoliopsida; Proteales; Proteaceae
Product: L-tryptophan--pyruvate aminotransferase 1-like
Exons: 6
Coding region: 93-1475 (460 amino acids)
Biological process (GO): amino acid metabolic process
Molecular function (GO): transaminase activity; carbon-sulfur lyase activity
Source: RefSeq, a predicted model, not a curated record